Diachasmimorpha longicaudata is the source of this 1385-nucleotide messenger RNA. RefSeq lists its product as uncharacterized. The record is from RefSeq and is a predicted model, not a curated record. The transcript has 2 exons. NCBI's taxonomy places the organism in Eukaryota, Metazoa, Arthropoda, Insecta, Hymenoptera, Braconidae. The coding region runs from base 453 to 1346 and encodes 297 amino acids.
GCGAUCAGCAUUAAAAACCUGAGUGCGAGUGCGAAAAGUAAUGCGUUCGGAAAUUAUUUUCGACGCGCAAAUUUUCUUCCAUCGAAAAUUUUCGAAACUGCGUCUCGAAGCUUCUCGAACGUUCGAAAAUAUUCAGUGUUUCACAGUGUCCUUGCUAAAACGAAAACAUUAUGAGUGAUUCUCGCACAUUCCUGAGCGCCCAAGGACGUCGAGCAGUGCUGUUGACGACGCGUCAAUACUUUCCCCCGCGCGGUCAAAACUUUAACGGGAGGACAUUAUUUAUCCGACGCGUUAAUACUUCCUCCGCGCGGUCAGUUUUUUUGAAUAGUUUAAACGGUUUAGACAUUUAAAACUAGAAAUUUUCCAAAUAAUAACUCGUCAAGUGUAAAAAACUGACAUUUUUGUUUUAUUUUUCGAUCCUGAAAUAAGUGAAUAAGUAGUGAAAAGCCGAAAUGCCGGAGACAACGCAGAGCGGAACUCCAACAGUGACCACUUCAGGGACGGCAAUUCACCCCGAUGUCAGGGCACCACCGUUCAGCGCCGAGAAACCCGCGCUGUGGUUCGCCCAGUUGGAGGCUCAGUUCCGGAAUCGGGGGAUUGUAACGGAACAGGAUAAAUAUAAUAGGACUAUCCCGUUAAUUGACACCAGGUCAGCUGCCGAAGCGGAGGACAUAAUUAUUAACCCCCCCGCGGACAUCCCGUACCAGACCCUCAAGAGAACGCUUAUCACGCGUUUCUCUAAGUCCAGAGAGGCGAAUCUUCUCCAACUGCUCGAUAGGGAGAGCAUUGGAGAUCGUUCGCCUUCACACUACCUGAGGUAUCUAAGGAGUCUGGUUCCAGACAUCGACGACGAGGUAUUGAAAGCGCGUUGGUUGUCACACCUGCCUGAACAGACAAGGGCAUGCCUAGUCAUACAAAAGGAUGCCACUAUCACGCAGUUAGGGGAGCUCGCAGACAAGCUGCAUGAGGUUUAUCACCCGACAGUCGCUGCCGUAUCGACGUCAACCGUGAGCAUGGACGUAGCACAGCUGACGAAGCAGGUUGCCGCGCUCACUGCGUCUGUCGCUGCCCUUCACAAGCGAGACUCACGUCCUCGCUCAUCUACACGCUCUGGGGAUUCGCGAGGCCAACGCAGCAAAUCGCGUAGACGCUCGAGCUCCAGGAAAGUACCCAACAAAUUUAAUACCUGCUGGUACCAUUUUAAAUUCGGCAGGGACGCACGAACGUGUCAACCUGGUUGUAAGUUUCAGGAAAACGCCGGAGAGAGGCGCUCACUCCAAAUGCCGCCGCUUAUUCAUAACCGACAGGACGACAGGGACCCGACAUUUGGUAGACACGGGAUCUGAUGUCUCUGUCACUCCCCGCAGGCGGCCGGCAACCAAGAG